Camelina sativa (false flax) is the source of this 558-nucleotide messenger RNA. Lineage: Eukaryota; Viridiplantae; Streptophyta; Magnoliopsida; Brassicales; Brassicaceae. The record is from RefSeq and is a predicted model, not a curated record.
AAGCACCAAGCCGUGGCUCUCCGAGUGGGUUCUGAUUUCUCAGCCUUCUACAAUUGUGACAUGUUAGCUUACCAAGACACUCUCUACGUCCACUCUAACCGUCAGUUCUUCGUCAAGUGUCUCAUCGCCGGAACCGUUGACUUCAUCUUCGGAAACGCGGCCGUCGUGCUUCAAGACUGUGACAUCCACGCUCGCCGCCCUAACUCCGGCCAGAAAAACAUGGUCACGGCUCAGGGACGUACGGAUCCGAACCAGAACACAGGGAUCGUUAUCCAGAAGUGUAGGAUCGGUGCCACGUCGGAUUUAUUGCCGGUGAAAGGUAGUUUCCCGACGUAUCUUGGUCGCCCGUGGAAGGAGUACUCGCAAACGGUGGUAAUGCAGUCGGCUAUCUCAGACGUGAUCCGACCGGAAGGGUGGUCCGAGUGGACCGGUACAUUUGCGUUGAACACUCUGACUUAUAGAGAGUAUGCGAACACAGGAGCAGGGGCAGGAACUGCAAACAGAGUGAAGUGGAGAGGCUUUAAGGUGAUUACGGCUGCUGCUGAGGCUCAAAAAUAU